Ambispora leptoticha is the source of this 534-nucleotide messenger RNA. The record is from the annotation of a GenBank genome assembly. NCBI's taxonomy places the organism in Eukaryota, Fungi, Glomeromycota, Glomeromycetes, Archaeosporales, Ambisporaceae.
AUGGCCACUCGUCUUGAUUAUCUUGAAAAUUGGAAUUAUAGUCCUUGCCUCCGUUUUUGGAGUUUUCACCUAUUUGUGAUCUUCUUAGACGGAUAUGAAGUAAAAUCCGCGAUCGAAGACGCGAUCCAAGCUUACGCCCCUGUUAAUGAUGGUGACGAUCCCUUUGAACUACCUUCUUUCACUAGUCAAAAAUUCUGGCAUCGAAUGGUAAAUCCAAGAUUUAUUCCCGGAAACGUAUUUCACUACGAGAAUAUAAACUAUGCAACUACUCAAGAAGCAGCUGAGGUACGAAAACACGAUUUUGAGCAAGUAAAUUACAUGGCAUUAGAUGUGUAUGCGCGUAAAGAUUUGAGUUCUGAGUCGCCAAAACCUGUACUGUUAUUUGUGCAUGGCGGUGGUUGGAUAGGCGGUGACAAAAGUCUACCAUACCCUAUAAUUCGUCAUUUAGCCGAAGUUGGUUGGGUCGUAGUAUCAAUUAACUAUCGACUCGCUCCUUCAUCAACUUACCCAAACCCAUUAAUUCGUAUGAAUGUG